AGAGAGAGAGAGAGAGGAGAGGGGGAGACGCGGACGGAAAGGCAGGAAGGAAGGAAGGAAGGGAGACAAGUGAAGGAAUGAAUGAAGUGGAUGAACGAGCGGAGAGUCUACAGGGGAAUUCGUGAGAGGUGAAUCUGAGGCACUGCGCCGGUCGAUGACGAUAUUAUUCUGCAUGCGGAGACAGCAUCAAGGUUUUGGCAGCUGCCAUUGGACAGGGGCACGGGAGAUUGGCAACGUCGACACACACAGGCAGGCCGGAGUCGUUACCUGCGCCGCGAACGAGACCGUUCGUUAUUAAUUUUCAUGCCCAUUUUGUGAUUUCCUGUUCACCCUGCUGCUGAUAUGCUGCUGAUAUGUAAGCGGUCAUCAGCUGCGAAGAAUCUGCGUGGAGCGCGUAUCAAAUCUGUUAUCCAUACCCGGCUUGUUGCUGCUGAGCCCGUCAGAUUGCAUUAUGCCCAUUCCGUGUAACUCAUUCGCUCCGGUUGCGUGCGCGGGGGCGACCAUGCAGGGCACAUGCUGUUUAAUGCAAGAGUUGACUUGAUCUCGCGCUUUCAGCCCUCAUCUGAAUUUUUUUUUUUCUUCAUGGUGGUCUACCAUGGAAGGCAAUCACACCUGUAGGAUUGAGUCUUAGACCUGUUUCAGACACUAUCUGACCGGCCCCCACCUCGUUUUUAUUGCGUCUAGCCCUAAAUUUUAGGAAGUUCGACACUGCCAGGUAGACGCACUUGGUGCGAUGUGCCAGCUUAAGUGUUGAAGGUGAGGCUUAAGCAGCACUCCCAGUCCGAUCCCCCUGGCUGUCCAACUCUGUAGUCGGAGGACUAGCACAAUCAGAACGGUGUUUGGACUAUGUAAAAUGUCAAUCGAAGGGACGUCUUCUUGAAGAGCCGCAAUUGCGAGGACUUGGUAAUAAUUGUUUUGCUUCGUGUCCACGCUGUGAGACACUCCAGGGGUAGCUGAAAGUGUUCGAUUGAGUGUGUUCGGAACAGGAAACGUCACGAUAGCUGUCCUUGAAGCCUCUAUUGUAGUUGCAGUUCUAGUGGUCAGACUCUGAAUUGGUUCCUAGGAGGAAUGUCUUAAUUGGAGAUUCAAUUGGUGGGUCUUAUCCUUACAAACUCCCUUGGGAAGUGAAAUGGUGAGUGGCGGCGACAACAGAACAAUUUUGAAGCCCCGCAAUGACGACCGCACAUACAAACAAGUGGUUCUUUCCAAUGGGCUUCAGGUUUUGCUCGUCAGUGAUCCAGACACAGAUAAGGCAGCUGCAGCCAUGGAUAUACAUGUGGGGUCAUAUAGUGAUCCGGAGGGAUUACAGGGCUUGGCUCACUUUCUAGAGCACAUGCUGUUUUAUGCAAGCGUGAAGUAUCCCAAGGAGGGGAUGUACAAAAAGUUUCUCAGCGAGCAUGGAGGGUAUGCCAAUGCUUACACCGGGCAUCAGCAUACCAAUUACCAUUUCGAUGUCAAUGCCGGUCAUUUGGAGGAAGCAUUAGACAGGUUUGCUCAGUUCUUUAUAUGUCCGCUGCUUUCUCCGGAGGCAACCUCAAGGGAGAUUCAUGCUGUUGACUCUGAGAACAGCAAGAACCUCUUAUCAGAUUCAUGGCGUCUAUGUCAGCUUCAAAAGCAUUUCAGUUCCAAGGAUCAUCCUUAUCACAAGUACGAAACAGGUAACAAGAUAACUCUCCAUACGAGACCAAAUGCAAGAGGUAUAGAUAUUCGAGAAGAACUGCUCCGCUUCUACAACAAACAGUACUCUGCUGGACUGAUGUGUCUCACAGUUUAUGGAAAAGAACCGGUGACUAAGCUUGAGAAUAUAGUGCGAAAAAAAUUCUCUCAAAUUAAAAACAACAACAUAGAAGCUCCUAGAUUCCCUGGUCAGCCAUGUCUUCCAGAGCAUUUGAAGAUAAUGGUAAAGAGCUUUCCAGUGAGGGAUCAAAAUGUAUUGGCGGUCACAUGGCCGGUUAUACCCAGCAUAAGGCAGUAUAAGAAGGGUGCAUCACAGUACGUCCAACACUUUCUUGAGAGUGAAGCCCAAGGGUCAUUAAUCGCACUCCUCAAAAAACUGGGCUGGGCCAAUAGUUUAUCUGCAAGUGAAGAUGGAACCUUGGACUACGCUUUCUUCAGCAUCUACAUGGAGCUUACUAAUGCAGGUCAAGAAAACGUACAAGAAGUCCUGAACUUUUUGUUUCAGUACAUCAAACUCUUGCAGCAGCAGGGAAUCGUGGCCUGGAUAUUCGAUGAGAAACGUGUAAUGAAUUCAACAUGGUUCAAUUUUAAAGACAAAGCAGAUCCUAUCGAGUAUGUUGUUGGCCUCUCCGACUCCAUGCAGAAUUACCCAGUAGAAGACUGGCUAGCAACAGACGCGUUGUUCUCAGACUAUGAUUUAUCAGCAAUCUCUGCACUUGCACAUCAGCUGCAGCCUCAGAAAGUCAGGAUUUUCUGCUCUUCAAAGGCUUACGAGAUGGAAGCCACCGACGUUGAGCCUUGGUAUGGCACACCCUUCAGUGUUGAAAAGAUUGACGACCUUGUUAUCAAGCGAUGGGGAGAGUCUCACGUAGAUGCAAGGCUACACCUUCCAUCACCAAAUAUUUUCCUGCCCACUGAUUUCAGCAUUAAGGUUCCAGAAGAAGAGAAGGGACACCCAAUCGUUAUACGGAAGUCAAGUUUUUCGAAGUUGUGGUACAAGCGUGGAACCGAAUUCAAAACCCCCAAGGCCUACGUGUACUUAAGUUUUAAUUGCCCCGAAUCAAAUAAUUCUCCAGAGGCCACGAUACUUACGUAUAUCUUUACCUGGCUUCUGGCUGACGAAAUGGCUGAGUAUGCCUAUUACACUGGUUUAGCUGGGCUCCAUUACAGUGUUCACGCCAGUAAAGAUGGACUCGAGGUUGUGGUUGAAGGCUACCAUGAUAAGUUGAUGUCUUUGACGGAGAAGCUUGUGGAAAAAAUAGUGAAUUUCCAGAUGAAGGAGGAUCGUUUUGCAUUUGUGAAAGAGAAGGUGGUGAGGAACUACGCAAACAUGCGGUUCAUGCAACCUCAUGGGCAGGCACACUACGAAAUCAAUCAUAUCCUGUCCCAUGGGGCAUGGCAUUUAACUGAAUGUCUGGAUGUGCUUCCGUCAAUUGACGCCCAGGCUUUCACAGUAUUCUUUCCUCGACUUCUCUCUCGAAUGUUUGUUGAGGCUCUCGUCGGAGGUAAUGUCACACGAAGCGAGGCCACAACCCUCAUGCAGCAUGUAGAGGAGACACUCUCAAAGGGGCCAUUGGUAAGCAUUCGAGCACCUUCGUUCUCCCAAAUGCCUGAGAGAAGGAUCAUGUGCUUGGAGGCUGGCACAGAAUGGCUAUACCCGACUGCAGGAUUUAACCCAGACGACGAGAAUUCCGCUGUUGGCAUCUUCUUCCAGGCUGAAAGAGACUGCUCUAGGUCGAAUGUGUUGCUUGAGCUUUUCACCAUGACGGCCAAAGAGCAACACUUCAACCAACUUCGAACAGUGGAGCAACUUGGCUAUUUCGUAGAUCUUUAUGAGAAACAUUAUGAGAACAUUCGAGGGGUGCAAAUUACAAUUCAGUCCACGAUAAAGGAUCCUACACAUCUGGAUCAAAGGACAGAAGCUUUUUUUCUUAUGUUCGAAAGGGAACUCCAGAAGAUGACUGAUGAGGAUUUCAAGAAUCAUGCAGCAGUUUUACUGGAUGUGAAGAUGGAAAAGUACAAAAACCUAUGGGAAGAAAGUGAUUUUUACUGGAGGGAAAUCAACGGAGGAUCGCUACAAUUCGACAGAAGUGACAUGGAGGUUCAGGCCCUGAAAGAGUUGAAGAAGGAAGAUCUGAUUGCCUUCUUCAACCAAAAGAUUCGAUGUAACGGCUCCGAACGCAAAAAGCUGAGCGUGCAUGUGUUUGGCAACCAACAUCAUCGGCAACUUGCCAUAGCGAAAGGCGAGGUAACAGUUCCCGCAAGCUACGGCAAUGGUGUAAGUAAUGGCCACGGUACAAGCAAUGGCCAUCAUCUCACAAGUAAUGGAACUGCUCCGGUAACAACGAUGGCGGACGCAGACUCAUGCAAACAUCUUCCCACAGGGCAGGAAGUAAUCGAAUUCCCCUUGAAGCCUGACAAUUUACAACACAUUUCCAGUACUUUGAAUGGUCAUAGUGAUCAGAGCGGAAGGACGCCCAUUCGCAUUGACAAUGUACAAGUAUUCAAAAGGUCGCAAUCCUUUUACUGCUCUCCCAAGGUCGCUCUCUGAACAAACCAGCUAGUGACAAUGUGCUCCAGUAAAGCCAGUGACAAUGUGUGAUGGAGAAUUAUGAGUUAAGCUGUACAUUCAUUCUUUUUUAGAUAACUUCAGCAAAUCGCCCGGCUGCGGGCACAUGUGCAGAUCUGCCAUAAACGGUACUAGAGUCUACCCUCCAUGGCAAGCAACAUUUUUUUACCUUGUAACAUAAUUUUUUAAAUCAUACUUCGAGAGUGUAUCAUAUAUUCACACUGA
This is a messenger RNA of Physcomitrium patens, 4471 nucleotides long. RefSeq names its product insulin-degrading enzyme-like 1, peroxisomal. Gene Ontology annotation, cellular component: mitochondrion; cytosol. Lineage: Eukaryota; Viridiplantae; Streptophyta; Bryopsida; Funariales; Funariaceae. Gene Ontology annotation, molecular function: metalloendopeptidase activity; metal ion binding. Gene Ontology annotation, biological process: peptide catabolic process. The record is from RefSeq and is a predicted model, not a curated record.